AUGUUGUUAAAGACCUUCAUUGUUCGUAUUUUAGUCUUUUUAGCUCUCACUUCUGAGAGCUAUGGAAAUCUCGAAAAUCAGGUCCGGUUAGCCUUGCUAAAAUUUGCAGUAUCCAAGACGGAAUGUGAAAAACCUUGGCCAAGAGGCGAAUUGACGGACGGUGUCAAGAACAUGCUGAGGCACGUGAGUUCAAAGGAUAAAGAAAACUGGCAGCCAGAACCAGAAUACUUGAAAAAAGUGAGUGAUUAUUGGUGCGCCAGUGGAAAUUUUAAGAACUCACUCUUAUUUGCUGGCAAUCCAAAAGAAAGACACACGGUUGACUCGCCAGUAGAAAAUUCUAUUGAUACCUCCGAUGAUAAUUCUAUUGAUUUUCCUAAUGAAUUAACGGAGAGCUAUAUAGAUGAUUCUACCUCAAGAAGCACUCCUUUUUCAAAAACUUCUCUAGUUUCUUUUCUCUUAGGUUCAGUUUUUGGUUCCUUGCUUGCACACUACUUUUUUCUAUUAAAGACUACUUCUGUCCCAACAACAAAGGGCUUAAGAAGGCCAGAACUAUGA
Messenger RNA from Bathycoccus prasinos, 555 nucleotides. RefSeq lists its product with no specific name. Bases 1 to 555 code for a protein of 184 amino acids. The record is from RefSeq and is a predicted model, not a curated record. The transcript has a single exon. Lineage: Eukaryota; Viridiplantae; Chlorophyta; Mamiellophyceae; Mamiellales; Bathycoccaceae.